AUGGAGUUGCUAGGACGUUAUUGGUGGUGGCCGGUGGUGUUAGUUUCUGUCCAUUUUGGUAUGAAUGGGUGCUUUGGUUGUUGGGAGCAAGAGAGAAUUGCUCUCUUGCAAUUCGAAGCUUCCAUCGUCAACUAUGCUAGUGAAUAUUAUUUUCCUCAUUGGGACUUAGGCAACAAAGAAAGUGAUUGCUGUGAGUGGGAAAGAGUCAAGUGCAACAUCACUACUGGCCGUGUAAUCCAACUUACUCUUAAUAAUACAAUGUCUUGGAGAUUUUGGAGUGGGGGAGGUUGGUACUUUAAUGCCUCUUUGUUUCUUCCCUUUGAAGAGCUCCAAUACCUCGAUUUGAGUUAUAAUUGGAUUCGUGGAUGGGUCUCAAAUGAAGGUUUUGAAAGAUUUUCUGUGUUGAGUAAGCUGGAGGUGCUUCACUUGGAUGGUAAUGGUUUCAAUGACAACAUUCUUUCAUCCUUGAGUGGAAUUGCUUCCCUCAAGGAACUAUAUUUGGGGGCCAACGAUUUUAAUGGAUCAAUCCAUGGAUUUAAAGCAUUUAGCAACUUGGAGAAGCUCUACCUGAAUGACAAUAAGAUCAACGACUUGGUGGCGACAAAAGAUUCAAAUAUCUUAAGUAAGCUGCAACUCCUAGACUUGAGUCAGAACAACUGUAGUGCAAGAAUUGUUGGGUCAUCAGUUGCCUUCCCGUCAUUGAAGACAUUAUAUCUCACACGUAACAAUUUGGAGGGAUCGUUUACUACUAAAGAGUUACGUGCACUAAACAACCUAGAGGAGCUGUAUGUGGAUGGUUCAUCCAUUGAUGAAAGCUUUGUUAGUAAAGUUGGUGUUAUGACUUCUCUCAAAGUAUUGAAAAUGGCGUCCUGUGGAUUGAAUGGAAGCUUAUCUGCCUCAGGCUUGUGUGAACUGAGGAACCUCCGAGAGAUAAGCCUCACCAACAAUCAUUUUGAAGGGAUAUUGCCUUCAUGUAUGGCAAACUGGAUAUCACUUCAAUUAUUGGAUCUCUCUAACAAUCACUUCAGUGGGAAUGUCCAACCCCAAUUAUCUGAUUUGAAAUCACUUGAGUUCCUUUCCUUGUCAAAUAAUGCAUUCUUGAACCCAAUCACCUUCUCCUCCUUUUCUAACCUCUCGAAUCUCAAGUUCCUCAUAAGUGAUCACAUCAAAAUUGCUUCCGAAACAAACUCUCAUACUAGGGUUCCAACCUUCCAAUUAAGGUUUUUCAGUUUGUCAUGGUGUUCAUUUAAUGGACUCAAUACAACGCUUCCCACAUUCCUUCAUUACCAAUACGAUUUGCGAGCAAUUAAUAUUUCCGACAACAAUUUGAAGGGGAAGUUCCCCACUUGGUUGUUAGAGAACAAUACAAGAUUAGAGAUUUUUAUUUUAAGAAAUAACUCUUUCACAGGGUUUUUCCUGGUGCCGGAUCAUCUCCAUCCCAUCAUUACGGUGAUAGAUAUUUCAAGUAAUUGCUUACAAGGACCAAUUCCUACCAACUUGGGUUUGAUUUUUCCAAAUUUGGAGUAUUUAAACAUGGCUGAAAAUUCAUUUCAAGGUAGUAUUCCUUCUUCUUUUGGGAAUUGGGUUUCCUUAUGGCAUUUAGACUUGUCUAAAAAUAAUUUAUCAGGAACAAUGCCAGUGCAUUUCACAUUGGGCUGCUACUCCUUACAAGUUCUCAAAUUGUCAAAUAAUAAUUUCUAUGGCCAAAUAUUUCCUACCAAUUUUAAUUUGACUAAGCUGUCACAUUUAUAUUUGGACAACAAUCACUUCUCAGGAAAGAUCCCAAAUAGCAUCUCACUGAUGAUUUAUGGUGCCACAAUUGAUUUUAGAAAUAACAAUCUGUCAGGCAAGCUUCCAAUGUGGAUGGGAAACAUGUCAUCUUUAGUGGCAAUUAUUUUGGCCAACAAUCAACUGGAAGGUCCUAUUCCAAUUGAGUUAUGCAAACUCGUUAAUCUUAGAUUUUUUGACCUUUCCAAGAACAAUUUGUCUGGCCUUGUUCCAUCUUGCUUCAAUUCAUCAGCAAUCCAGUUUUUUCAUCUAAAUGAAAAUUCGUUGAGUGGCCCAAUUCCAAGUGUGUUCCCAAACAACUCUAAUCUGAUUGCAUUAAAUCUUCGAGAUAACUACCUAAGUGGAAACAUUCCCGAUUGGAUUGGCAGUGUCUCAUCAUUGAGCAUUCUCCUUUUGGGAAAAAAUCAUUUGGAAGGUAGGAUUCCAAUUCAACUAUGCCUUCUGCAAAACAUAAACUUGUUGGAUCUUUCCUCCAAUAAAAUUUCCGGUCCAAUUCCCCACUGUUUAAGUAACCUUACAUUUAAUGUAUCAGCUGAUGAACAGAAUAUAGGAGGUCUCUUUUACGUGGACUUUGCAUACCCAAAGAGUCCAACAUGGGCAUAUCUGCUUGAAGCACCAGAAAUUCAUACUUGGGCACAUGUGGGUUUGAUAGAAGAAGUGGAGUUCACAACAAAGAGUAGAACUUACUCCUACAAGGGAGACAUUCUCAACUACUUGUUUGGAAUUGACCUGUCGAGCAACAUGUUAGCAGGUGAAAUCCCACCCCAACUCGGAAGGAUAAGCAACGUCCAUGCAAUAAAUUUGUCACACAACUAUCUAACCGGACAAAUCCCUAUAACAUUCUCAAACCUGAAGCAGAUGGAGAGUUUGGAUCUUUCCUACAAUAAUUUGAAUGGUAAAAUCCCCCCUCAAUUGACUGAAUUGACUUCUUUAGAAGUCUUUAGUGUAGCACAUAACAACUUAUCAGGUCCAUUGCCAGACAGAAAAAAUCAAUUUGGGACUUUUGAUGAAAACAGUUAUGAAGAGAACCCUCUCCUAUGUGGACCUCCAUUGCAUAAAGAUUGCACCAAAAUUGGACCACUAUCUUUAAUGCCAGUGGAUCAUAUGGAGGAAAAAAGUGGGAGUUUCAUGGACAUCAGUGUCUUCUAUAUAAGCUUUGUGGUGGCUUACAUAAUAGUGUUGUUGGGAAUUGUUACAGUUCUCUACAUAAAUCCUUAUUGGCGUAAAGCAUGGUUUAACCUUAUUGAAGAGUGCAUUGACACUUGCUACUGUUUUGUUGUGGUUUAUUACCAUAAGUUGUUCAAUUUCAGGCUUGCAUAGCCUUAGUUACAAAUGAGUACAUGCAUGUGUCUAUUCUUGUUGGAUUCAUGUUCUUCAAAGUUUGUAUUUUCUGUGUAAUUUUAAUGGACUAAGCUUUUGUUUUUGCAUUUCUGAUUUAAUUUAAUACUGGUUGCA
Molecule: messenger RNA, 3243 nt
Organism: Quercus lobata
Lineage: Eukaryota; Viridiplantae; Streptophyta; Magnoliopsida; Fagales; Fagaceae
Product: receptor-like protein 15
Exons: 6
Coding region: 1-3108 (1035 amino acids)
Molecular function (GO): protein binding
Source: RefSeq, a predicted model, not a curated record